Heterostelium album PN500 is the source of this 1911-nucleotide messenger RNA. RefSeq names its product putative ssDNA-binding protein (gene rfa1). The transcript is spliced from 3 exons. NCBI's taxonomy places the organism in Eukaryota, Evosea, Eumycetozoa, Acytosteliales, Acytosteliaceae. The coding region runs from base 1 to 1911 and encodes 636 amino acids. The record is from RefSeq and is a predicted model, not a curated record.
AUGAAUAUGCCAAUUCCCAAUUGUAUUACUGAGUACGUCAAUCAGAAUAAUAUAAACAAAGAGUUUUCACCAAGCAAUGUCAUUCUUCAGAUAAAGAAAAUUACAGUAAAACCAGAGAGAGUUGAAUUAUUAUUAUCAGAUACAGCCAAUAUAUUCCCAUUCUAUGUUCAAACACAAAAUGUUGAUCCAAAUCUAAGAGAGUUUACAAUUAUAAAGGUCAAUCAAUUCAAGAUUGUCAAGAGUCUCUACUUCCAAAUCUUGAGCUACACUGUAAUCGGUCAUACUGGUUCACUCUUUGGAAAUGCAGUGUCAUUGCAUCCAGCCUAUCAAAAGCAACAACAACAGCAAUCAGCUCUACAAACCAACAACAACAACAACAACAACAAGAAUAUGAAUAACAAUAACAACAACAAUAACAACUAUAUGGCAAAUAAACAAUCGAAUCAAUCAAGAGGAUCAAAUGCUGGAACUUCUUCUCCACCUACCGGUUCAAUGGACACAAUGAUUACACAGAUCAAAAACAUCAGCAAUGGAAUAUCAAACCCAACAAUUCGUGCAACCGUUCGUGCCAAGAGUACUAUCAAGCAAUGGCAUAACAGCAAUUCCGGUGGUUCUAUUUUGAAUUUAGAGUUGAUCGAUGACAGUGAUGAGAAAAAUGAAAUUAAAGUAACAAUCUUUGGUAGAAACAAUGAAAACAAUCUCUGUGUUCAAAUCGAUGAAGCUAUUCAUGUUGGUUCCACCUAUGAUUUCUCGAAUUUCAAGAUCAAUCCAAAGAAUCCAAACUUUAACAAAUUGUCACAUCCAUGCGAGUUGACCUUUACAGAGAACACCAAGUACUACGUGAGCAGCGCUCCUAUCAAUGCUCACACACUCUACAACUUUGUAAAGAUCGCCGACUUGACUCCACCAGCAGCAAACGAAACCAACUCACCACCAAUCGACCUCUUUGGUUAUGUAUCCAAUGUCAGUGGCACUACCUCCAUCAACAGGAAAGCCACAAGCAACACCGACAAUGCCAACUCCACUUUGCUAAAGUGCACCUUCAGAAUUCUCGAUACCUCUGCCAAAUCAAUUGAUGUCACUGCCUUUGGUCAACAAGCCGAGACUAUCUCCAAACAACUAAAUAAGGGUAAUAUCAUCGCUAUCAAGUCGGCCAAGAUCUCUUCUUUCUCCAAGUGCUCCGCCAGUAUUACAUACUCGUCGACCUACGAAGUCAAUCCACCACAACUCCAACAGGAGUGUCAGAAUCUCCUCAUGUGGGUCAACUCGCACGGUGACGACGCCGAGUGCCUCUCGGAGUCAUACGUUGCAGGCGGCAAUUCCGACGACAAAGAUUCAAUCAGAUGUACUGUUGAAGUACUACCACAACUCAACUUGGGCAACGAUCCUAUUUUGACCAAGAACUACGUUGUUGUUGGUACGCUAUCAACACUUUCCAACGUCUCGCUAACUAGCAAUGAUCAAAAGAGUCAAUACACUGGAUGUUCUGCUUGCAAGAAGAAGAACUGCAAUUGUGGACAACCUCAAAUCAAAUACUAUAGAGCUACAUUCAGACUGCAAGAUGAAACCGGUUCGGUUCUGGUCGAUGCUUUUAGUGGUACCGUAGAGAAAAUGUUGGGAGCCAACGCCGAAAGAUUCUUUGACCAGCUCACCGACGAAGACAGAUUACAAAGAGUGAAUGAGAUCUGCUCCGUCCCUUACUUGGUGAGAUUGAGAGUGACUUUUCCACCACCAAGCUCUGAUAACACAUACCCACCCAAAUGGUCUGUGAAGAGUUUAGAGGAAUACAAAGGUGAGCCAUUCAAUCAAUGUUUGACGAACCUAUACAGUUGCGGUACUCUUGGUUAUAACUGUAAUAUCUUGCAACAACAACAGCAACAACAACAAGAUCCAGAACAAGCAAUGGAAUAA